AUGUCAACGCUCUCUUUUGAGUCCCUCUGCUUAAGAGAUGAUGAUUGUCUAUCCUCUACUGAACACCAGGGCACAGAGGAUGAGUUUAACACAGACCUAGAGUCAGACGAAAAAGAAGAGACCAACAAUAAGACCUCUAUUUCUGAAGUGUACCUCGAGGCCUGCAGGCUGGUGGGUGUAGUUCCAGUCUCCUAUUUUGUGCGAAACCUUGACUCUACAACCGUGACCCUCAAUCAUCAUGGGCUAGGACCUUUAGGGUGCAAGACACUUGCUAUUGCUCUAGUGGCUGAUAUGAAUAUCAACACUCUCGAACUGGCAGACAAUCAUAUUCAAGCUGAAGGAGCCAAAUACCUUGUAGAGAUGCUGAAGGCUAAUUUCACAUUGCAGCACAUGGAUUUGUCCAACAACCAUCUGAAGUCUGAAGGAGCUGAGUAUAUAGCUAAAGUGUUGCUUGACAACAUUUCGAUAAAAUCUAUGAAACUUUCAGGAAAUGGAUUUUCUGAUGAUGAUGCAAAAUAUUUUGCAGAUGCCUUGUUGACCAAUUCCAGAAUAAAGGAACUAGACCUGAGCCAUAAUGAGUUUUGUGGAAAAGGAGGGGAACAUUUAGGACAACUGUUGGCAAACAACGAGGGUCUCGAGAUGCUGGAUCUCAGCUGGAACAAUCUCAGAAUGAAAGGGGCUGUGGCUUUUUGUGCUGGACUCAAGGUGAAUAUCAUGUUGAAACACCUCGACUUGUCAUGGAAUGGGUUUGGGAAUGAGGGUGCCCUCGCCAUGGGAGAGGCCCUAAAAUUCAACAACACUCUGGUGCACCUCAACCUCAACAACAACCGCCUAACCAAUGAGGGGGUCGGCAUGCUCUGCAGGGGCCUCGAGUUCAAUGACACACUCCGCGUCCUACUGCUGGCUUACAACUCUUUAACAGUAGAGGGAGCACUGACCCUCGUUAAUGUGGUGAAGAACACACCUAGAACUGCCUUGGAGGAGAUUAAUAUAUGUAAUGUGCUGGUAAAUGAGACUUUUGUGCACCUGUUGGAGGUGACAUGCCAGGAGCAUCCCGGCCUGGAUGUACAGUACGGAGGGGUCGGAGGCUUUAUCGCUAAGAAGCCACCAAAACGCGUUGAUCCAAUGAAAGUCAUCCAGGAUUAUUUGGAUCAACGCAAGCUACGCCUGUGGGAUUUCUUUCGGAACAUUGACAAAGAUGGCACCAUGAGGGUCCCUGUCGCUGACUUCAGGAAGGCAGUGCAGCAAUCAAGUAUUCCUUUGGAUCGCUACCAGAUCGAGGAGCUGAUUCAGAGACUUGAUCGUGACAGGACAGGAAUGGUAGACUACAGGGGACUGGCAGAUACAAGGAAACAGAUGAUGAGGGAUCACCGUCGCCAGCUGAGAAAGGUUGAGUCUCGUCAGAAAAAAGAGAAGCAGAAGAGCGACCGCAUCCUCAAGACCUUUCAGAGCGCUGUGGACGCUGUAACACCACGCAGCUCAAUGGUCAUGUCUCCAGGAGGCCCCAGAGAUGAUUCAAGUGGCCCUCAGCCCUUCUCUGCCACCCCGCUAAGUUCUUGGCACCACAUUGUCAUGUCCAACAGCAGUCGCUAUUCAGUCAGUAAUCUCAGCAAUGAGCAUGUUCAUCUGCCCAUGUUGGGAGGCACAACACCUUACCGUCCCACCAGUUCCCCAGCGAUGCGCUCCUACUCCCAGCCCAACCUGCUGGAAGACUCCCCUCGGUCUGCUCCAGGCAAGUCUGUCUCUGCGCAGGGUCUACGCUCCGAUCCAGAGUUCAGCCACAGCAAGCUAAGCCCCACAGCAAACCACCUGACCAGGUCCAGGCCGGCUCUUGAUGCAAAGCAGUCAUUGGUUAAAGCCAAAACUAAGAAAGUGAAGAAAAAGAAAACAACAAAACGUGUGGAUAAAGACGUGAAGAAUAAAACUGUCAAGUGA
Molecule: messenger RNA, 1935 nt
Organism: Eleginops maclovinus (Patagonian blennie)
Lineage: Eukaryota; Metazoa; Chordata; Actinopteri; Perciformes; Eleginopidae
Product: leucine-rich repeat-containing protein 74A
Exons: 13
Coding region: 1-1935 (644 amino acids)
Molecular function (GO): protein binding; calcium ion binding
Source: RefSeq, a predicted model, not a curated record